Girardinichthys multiradiatus is the source of this 2902-nucleotide messenger RNA. RefSeq names its product rhomboid, veinlet-like 2 (Drosophila) (gene rhbdl2). The record is from RefSeq and is a predicted model, not a curated record. The transcript is spliced from 8 exons. The coding region runs from base 412 to 1299 and encodes 295 amino acids. Gene Ontology annotation, molecular function: serine-type endopeptidase activity. Lineage: Eukaryota; Metazoa; Chordata; Actinopteri; Cyprinodontiformes; Goodeidae. Gene Ontology annotation, cellular component: membrane.
UGCUACGUAGGUGACGUCACUGACCACAGGUGUGGCAACGGGUAACAGGUAAACUGUCGUCGACUCCUCGGUUUGGGACAGCGAAGUCUCCCAGACGGUCUGGACAAACUGUGGGUGUGUGUCAGAGAGGAACCAGAAACGGCCAUAACUCGUGGUUUGUUUGUACUGAGGAAGGAAGCGUCUCAGGGUAAAAAAAAAAAAGCAAAGAGGACUAAAAUGAUCUCCGACUAAGGGCCAGCUUGAAGAAGAACAUGGCUUCGCGGGUCGUCUGAGAACAUUUUGCUAACUGGGUGUGUUUUCAUCAAACUCAGCCGGUGGAGUCAUACAUUUAAAUUAUCACAAGGACCUUUCACUGUUUUCUAAUUGGAGCCAACAGACGUGUUCCAGGUGAAAGUUUAGAUCUUUGCAGCGAUGGGGGACAUCGACCCGGAGCAGGGGGAGACCUUGGACAGCGAAGGUAGGCGGCCAAAGAGGGGAGCAAAUCGACCUAUUGAAAAUGAGCGGAAUGGGUGCUGUGAUUUCCACGAAACGAUCUCCAAGUGGAUGCUCCCAGAAGAUGCACGAGAGGUGUACCUGGAAAAGGCCAACUGCCGCCCACCCCCGAUCUUCAUCAUUCUCAUCAGUAUUGCAGAGUUGGCAGUGUUUAUCUACUAUGCUGUGUGGAAGCCUCAUAAGCAGUGGGUAACCUUGGAUGAAAGCAUCUGGAAAAGUCCUCUCACCUACGACCCUAAGAAGAGAGAGGAAGCAUGGCGCUUCUUUUCCUACAUGUUCGUCCACGCUGGUGUGGAGCACAUUGUGGGUAAUCUAAUAAUGCAGCUUCUGCUGGGUAUCCCACUGGAACUGGUCCAUAAAGGAUUUGAAGUAGGAAUGGUUUACAUGGCUGGUGUCCUAGCAGGCUCUUUGGCCAGUUCCAUCUUUGAUCCUCUCAGUGUUUUGGUCGGGGCUUCAGGGGGCGUUUAUGCCUUGAUGGGAGGUUACUUCAUGAAUGCAGUGGUGAAUUUCCGAGAGAUGAUUCCUCUUCUUGGAGUGUUUCGAAUCCUCCUCAUAGUUUUAAUUGUUGGCACAGAUUUUGGCUUCGCCUUUUACAGAAGAUUCAUCAGUCAUGAGGGAGGUUUACAGGUGUCAUUUGUGGCUCAUUUUGGAGGAAUUGUUGCUGGGAUGACCAUUGGAUACGUCUUCUUUAGUGCUUACAACGAGAAGUUGCUGAAAGACCCACGUUUCUGGAUUUGUAUAGUGGGAUUUAUUGUCUUCUUAAUCUUUGCUGUGUUCUUCAACAUCUUCAUCUCUCCUGCAUCAUAGAACUGGAAAUGAUUUUACCCAAAGUUUUGCUCAGGAAGCUUAGUUUUACUUUGUAAAUAUCAAACUCUUUGUUUAUCUUUAUACUGAGAAGAAAAUUCUAGUUUUAUAGAUUAUAGUUUGGUUUUACAUAUAUUACCGUCUUGUGAUGAUCCACUGGACAAAAAAAAGUGCCUUGAACAUAUUUAAUCAGCUCUCAUUUCUUUUGUUUUCUAGAUAAAACACUUUUAAAUAAUGAUAUUUUGUUUACAUCAACAGCCCUCACAUCCAGUAUUUAUAAAACAUUAGUAAAUGUUAAUUUUCCACACAUGAAUCACAUUUUUCUAAACUUUUUAACUUUAACACUAAAUUCUGUUCAUAAAGGAGAAAAAUUAGAUUAAUGUUCUGCCUGUUUUUGUACUUUAUUGUCAUGUUGUUUUAUAAGGAGGCAUCAGCUUUAUGCCUCAUUUAUCCUGCUGCAUCCUGUUAAAGGAACAAUAAGGUGUUCAGUAAGAUGUAAAGCAGAUGUUUGAUAUCCCAGAUAUUGUAACGUAUUGUUCAUUAUGACUCAUUAAUGUGACCCCAAGUGAACGGUAUGAACAAACCUAAAAGUUAACUGUAAUGUCGGUUGUUUUUUCUAACAUUCUUUGUGAAAAUAAGACCAAAUAUUGUUUUUAGCACACGGGAGACUAGGUUGUUAAUGUAGAAACAUUAUGUUUUAGAAGACGUACCUCUAAUCUAACACUCUUCAGAAAGACUCUUCAGAGACCAAACAUGACCUCUUGUUUGGUUUUGAAUUUUCAUAUCAAGAUAUUUUAAUAAAGGUCACUGUUUUAUGGGGUGUAUUUUGCCAAGAGCCUAACCUGGCCUCCUGCAAAAAUAAAGGAGGUAUUUUAUAAAGUUUGUCCAUAAGACUGUCUUUUCUGAUUUAUGUAUAUAUUACUAGUAAUGCUACCUUCUCUGUGUCAAGAUACUUGUAUUUUCAUGCAGCAUCUGUUUUUCUUAUAUAUAUAUAUAUAUAUAUAUAUAUAUACACACACACACACACAGAGCAGUUUGUGAAUAGUAAAAUGCUGCUGCACAUCUUUUAACUCACAAGAUUAAAGACAUUUCACCAGGUUUGAGUUCACUUUACUGGCUGCCAUUUAUUUUAGAAUCCACUUUAAGAUUCUUUUAUUUAUUUUUAAGUCUUGGAACGGCCUCGCCCCACUCUACAUCUCUUUUACAGCCCUACUUGCCACCUCGUUCUACUAGGUCAGCUGGCUUUUUGCUCUUGUCAGUAGCAUCAUGUUACAUCAGAGAACCAUGCAUAAGCUCAGAGGGAACCAGGCCUUCUCUGUAGCUGGUCCUAAACUCUGGAAAGAUCUGCCACUGUACAUAAGACAGGAAUGCUCCUUGACUAUUUUAAAAUGUCUUUUAAAACAUAUUUUCUCUCAGGCUUUUAAUACUUAGUGGGGUGUUGGUUUUACAUUUAUCUUAUGUGGUUUUAUGUCAGUUUUUAAGUCCAUGUUUGAAAUUUAUUGGUUCUACUGGUGUUAAAAUAUUUUUACUGUUUUUAUCUGUACAGUACUUUGGCCUGUUUGUUUUUAAGUGCUUUAUAAAUAAAGUUGGAUUGGAUUGAGUACAA